AUGGGUAAUAAGCGUAAGCAAUUCGGAUCUAGUAAAAAUACAACAUCUUUGGCUUUAACCAGGCAAAUAAAAAGACAAAAAAAAAUUCAUUUUGAAGAACAGUCGCGUAAAUCUAAAGAUGCAUCAAACUAUGAUGAUACAAGUCGGGAUAUCUUUUCAUCUUUAGAAAGUCUCGAUGAAUCAAAAAGCACUGGAAUUCAAAGUACUGUAGCGGAAAAAGAAGAUAUUAGCGAAUUCGAAAUUACUACGGAGCCAAAUAUUUCAACCUGUCAAUCAUUCCAAAUUGAAGGUCGAAGGAUAGUCGACUUUAAUUACUUUUAUGACCAAAUGAAAACACUAUCUGAUCAUAAUCCGGGCCUAGGUUGUACAAUAAGCAACAUUCAAAUUAUAAGAGAGAAACUUAUUGGUUUACAGUCUACCAGAUGUCAUGCUGCAGUUGUAGCAUUCAAUACUGGCAAAGCGCAAUACAAUUUGUACAAAGCAAACUUUGAAAAAAGCCCCAGUAAAUCAAUUAAGCUGCUGGAGUUAAGACGUAGCAAGUGUAACCAAAACCGUAGUCAUCGAUCAGGCUCCAAAAAAAAACUCGUCUUUCCGAAUGAUAGGAACGACUACGGAGAGAGAUGUCAAAAACCAGAUUUAACGCCGGAACAGUAUGAAACUGCAAGAAAUUUGUUUUUGCAAAACUUGAAAAGUCUAGUAGAAAAUCGGUAUGAGGUAGAACGAGACACUGUUUUACAAGCUGAAAGCGCAUUAUGGUUGGAGCUACGAAGAGGUCUGCUAACAGCCUCAACUUUUAGCAAGGUUUGUAAAAGGCGAUGUAAUAUCAACUCAGCACCACUUGUGAAGUCUCUCGUCUAUUCAUAUUCUUUGAACGGCGUGCCAUCAAUAGAAUACGGAAAGACUAAUGAAACAAUCGCUAUCAAGCAGUUAGAGCAGCAAGAAGGUAUCGUCGUACAAAAAUGUGGACUUUUCAUCGAUCAAAACUAUUUUUUCUUGGGAGCAUCUCCAGAUUGUCUGUUUGAUGAAGGGAUUGUCGAAAUAAAAUGUCCAUAUUCGGCGCGUAACAUGGAUGCUGAACAGGCCAUUUUACAAAAAAAAAUUAACUUUUGGAAAAUUGAUGGGUCAAUUAAUACCAACCAUGAUUGGUACUUUCAAAUCCAAGGCCAGCUCCACAUCAGUCAAAAAAAUCUGAAAUGUUAUUGUAAAACUGUAAUAAACCUGCGAGAUAUUGCCAAUGAAAAUAAAGUACCAAAUGUAUUUUUGGGCGUAUUCAGCUACGAAGUUUCCUAA
Molecule: messenger RNA, 1290 nt
Organism: Parnassius apollo (apollo)
Lineage: Eukaryota; Metazoa; Arthropoda; Insecta; Lepidoptera; Papilionidae
Source: the annotation of a GenBank genome assembly